Messenger RNA from Penicillium digitatum Pd1, 291 nucleotides. NCBI's taxonomy places the organism in Eukaryota, Fungi, Ascomycota, Eurotiomycetes, Eurotiales, Aspergillaceae. The record is from RefSeq and is a predicted model, not a curated record.
AUGCCGAUGGAACAAACCUACGAGAUCGAGGACUUUGUUCUCAGUCCAAACGAGAUUGAUAUCUCGGCCUCUGUCCCAAAACUGAAGGGACAAUCAAACUUCAGUGACUGGCAAACUGCUCUUUACCUUGCCCUCACUGCCAACAACCGGUAUUAUUCGCAUAUGAUUGCUAAGGGUAUUCCACAGCCUGAUUCAAUAGACUUCCGCAAAGCUCGAAAAGCUCGAAAAGCUCGAAACCCGACCCGACUCGACUCUCAAAAGGGUCGGGUUUCGAUCUUUUCGGAAGUCUAA